This is a messenger RNA of Oncorhynchus mykiss (rainbow trout), 2869 nucleotides long. RefSeq names its product polypeptide N-acetylgalactosaminyltransferase 17. Lineage: Eukaryota; Metazoa; Chordata; Actinopteri; Salmoniformes; Salmonidae. Gene Ontology annotation, biological process: protein O-linked glycosylation. Gene Ontology annotation, cellular component: Golgi apparatus. Gene Ontology annotation, molecular function: polypeptide N-acetylgalactosaminyltransferase activity. The record is from RefSeq and is a predicted model, not a curated record.
UAGGAGCUCCAUUCCCUGUUUUCCUGCGUGCCAUUAUUAAGCGCUAUCUAGCUAGCACAUUGGAAUAAUUCGGAAAAAUUAGAUAACACGACAAAAUAAGAAAACGGCGAGAAUACGGGUAUAGGUUAAAAAAAAAAAAUUUAAAAAACGUUUUGCAUUACUUUGAAUAGUCCGAAUGUGAGACGACACCUCGCUUGGAAUGAUUUCAUCCGCAUUUAUGUUCUGCAUUUGAGAUUUCUUUCAUCCGCGCAGCUGCAUUAUGCGGACGGUUAUAUUUUAGGCUGGCUGGCUGUGUAGCAGUCUAUUCGUGCAAUGCACCGCUCAAAACGUCUCACAAUUAUUUUUCCUACACGUGGAGGAUCAGAGCCGCACAGAGAAUGCUUAAACAUGGGAUAGGCGUUUUAUGUGGUCAGUAUUUAUCUGCUAUGAUUUUGAAGAUCCGAGGUCAGAGACAGACAGCGGCUGUCCUCAAACGCGUCAUAGCCCACUUCUGCUGGAUGCAAAGAAAGAAAGACAGACUUGAGAUAGCCUUCUGACUCUUUAAAUAUUUAAGAAAACGGACUCUUCAAAACUGAAGAUAUGCUAGUCUCUGUCUAACAUCGUCUACGCUUGAUCUUCUAACAAUACAUUUUAAACAGAGAAGUCACGUAUGAGAGAGCCCAUGACCAGGCUCCAAAAUUACCCCGAACUAGGACGCAGCCUAAAAAUUGAUCCAAUGCGAAAUGCACCAGCUUCUCCAGUUGGAAUGUCGCCUACGGUAUAUACAUACAAAAAAAUACCUUCAUCAACACACAUUUACAUUGAACCUUAUUGCACAUCGCAACAAGGAGGACUCCUGAAUUUGUCCUGAAUCGUUCCAAAAAUACUGCAAUUUAGAUCCCGGACAUCAACAACUUUAAUGGCUUUUGUGUUAAGAAGAUGGAGAGUGUUAUUGGUGCUGAACGUGGUUGCGGUUGCGGGGUUCAUGACACUUUGGACCAAGUGCACCCACACCCGAGUAGCAAAAACCAUCGGUCAGGAAGAUGUGAAAAGACAAUCACGAUCUAACGGCACUGCUCAAGGUUUGAGCAUCAGUCAUGAAGUAUUGCUAAAGAGGCUCGGGUCGUUGGAGGACGUGGUUUACAGACAGCUUAAUGGUCUGUCCAAGUCCCUGGGGCUGAUCGAGGGUUUUGGGGGGCGAGGUAAAGGGGGGUUCCCCGCCACCCUAGCCUCAAAAGAAGAGGCUGAUGCCAAAGUACUGAGGGAGAAAUAUGGAUACAAUGCUUACCUCAGCCAAAAGAUAUCACUGGACCGGUCCAUACCAGACUUCCGGCCUAGCAAGUGUAAAAAGGCCAGCUUCCCCAGGGAUCUUCCAAACAUCUCCCUUAUCUUCAUCUUUGUCAAUGAGGCGUUGUCAGUAAUCCUCCGCUCCGUCCACUCAGCUGUCAAUCACACACCGGCUCACCUCCUCAAAGAGAUCAUCUUGGUGGACGACUACAGCGAUGACGUUAUAUUUGGUUGUGUCCCAGAACAACUGAAAGGGCCGUUGGAGGAUUAUGUAAACAAGCGUUACCCAGGUAUGGUGAAAAUCGUGAGGAACCAGAAGCGAGAGGGACUGAUCCGUGCCCGCAUCGAGGGCUGGAAGGCAGCCAGUAGCGAGGUGACGGGUUUCUUCGAUGCCCACGUUGAGUUCACACCCUCCUGGGCUGAGCCGGUUCUGAUCAGAAUCAAAGAGGACCACAAGAGGAUCAUCCUGCCCUCCAUCGAUAACAUCAAGCACGAGACUUUUGAGCUGGAGCGCUACGAGAACUCUGGCCAUGGCUACAAUUGGGAGCUGUGGUGCAUGUACAUCAACCCCCCCAAACAGUGGUGGGAUGACGGGGACACCUCCGCACCCAUUAGAACUCCUGCAAUGAUUGGUUGCUCCUUUGUGGUCAACCGCGAGUACUUUGGGCACCUGGGGCUGCUGGACUCUGGCAUGGACGUCUACGGAGGAGAGAACAUUGAACUGGGGAUCAAGGUGUGGCUGUGUGGGGGCAGUAUGGAGGUGCUGCCCUGCUCCAGAGUGGCUCACAUCGCCAGGAUGAAGAAGCCCUACCACAGCAACAUAGCUUCCAGCACGCGGCGUAAUGCCCUGCGUGUGGCCGAGGUCUGGAUGGACCAGUAUAAGUCCCAAGUCUACCUGGCCUGGAACAUUCCAAUGGAGAACCAUGGGAUAGACUAUGGGGACAUUUCUCAGAGGGUAGCCUUGAGGAAGUCUCUGCAUUGUAAGAACUUUGAGUGGUACCUGGACAACGUCUAUCCAGAGAUGAGGAGGUACAACAACACUCUCUUUUAUGGGGAGAUUCGUAGUAGCAAAGCGACCCAUCUGUGUAUGGACCAGGGAGAGAAGGUAAACCACACGGCCACCCUGCACCCCUGUCACGGAAUGGGACCUCAGUUGGGUCGGUACACCAAGGAGGGCCAUUUUUUCCUCGGCGCUCUGGGCAGUACAGGGGACGAAACACGCUGUCUGAUGGACGACCAGGUCUCCAAUUUCCCUCAGCUCCUCAACUGUGACAAAGUCUCCAACACCAGGCUGACCACAUGGCACUUCUCUCAGAACGAGUCGAUCAUCAACAGAGCCACGGGUCGCUGUCUGGAGGUGAUACAGGCUAACGUUUACUUCGGACACUCGCUGGUGCUUCAGACCUGCUCCGGACAGAGGUGGAACAUCAAAAACACAAUGAAGCAGUAGCCACAGCAUGAUGCAGAAUUCUUCUUUGGCCAAGAUAGUGUUAUUGUACUGAAUUGUAUCAGAUGUCAUACUGUAUUAUUACAAUUAUUCACUUGGUGUUAACAGUUGGACUUUUCCAAGAUUGUCUUCCAAUAAACUGCUGGUCUGAUGGUA